AUGGGAAAACAAAAAAACCCAGAUGGAUUUACCCUUACCCCCCUACUGGCUUAUGAUGUUAUGCAGUCUAAAGUGAACCAUAAGAGAAAUAGUCCAAAUAAGGCUGAAAAUAAAUAUUAUAAAAAACAUCGAAAUCAUCCCAUAGGAAAAAAUAAAAACAUUCCUGAUAUUAUAGAAAUUGACGAUAGUUCUGGAAAAACAUCCAAAGAUUGUAAUUUAAAGUUAAAGGAUUUAAACAUUAUUCUAAAGCCAUUGGUCUUAAAACGGGUUAAAAAUAUUUUUGCUUGUAAUGUUUGUAAUAAAAUAUUUUAUCUUAAAGAUAAAUUAGAAAGCCACAAAGUAGAGGAUCAUUUUUCACCUAGAAGAAAGAACAUUCUUUGUUAUAUUUGUUCUGCAAAAUUUACCUCAGAAGAAGAUUUAUUGGCUCAUAAGGUUAUCCAUUCUAAAGAGACGGAUGAUAAAAAUGAAACCUCAGAAGAAUCAAUUUCCACUUCCUCGACGUCUGAAAGUGAUAAUACUGAUGACAAAAAUCCUUUUUUAAAAACAAAGCGAAGGAAAAGAAAGAGAUCAUCAAUUCCAACGACAGCUUCAGUGAACGAUAAAAGUCGUACUGUGGUUAACGCUAAUGGUUUAACAACAUAUUUUUAUACAGAUAAAGAAGUAUUGGAUCACUUAAAAGUGCUUAAAACGGAUAAUUGUGUAAUAAAAUGUCUUGAAUGCAACCUAAGUUACGAUAAAAGUAGUUUCCUUCAGCAUAUAAACAUGCAUAAUAAAGGCAAGGUUUAUAACUGCCCUAAAUGUAAUGACUCUUUUGAGGACCCAUAUGAAUUACGAAGACAUGGUAUACAAAUACAUAAGGAUAAAAUAACUGCAAGUAAAAGCACAUUAGAAAAGCAAAAUGAAUUGGUAGAUGUUAAUAAUGAAUCAAAGUCAGAAUCACAAGAAAACUUAACAUGCGAGUUGUGUUAUGAUGAAUUCAAAAGCAAUAAUGAGUUAUUAAAACAUAUGGAAUUUCAUAGGGAAUUGGAUGGCAAUAUAACAGAAAAUGAAAAGUUGGAUGGCAGUACAAACCAAGGUGACAUUGGGAAUAAGGAAAUAAGUGUUACAAAUAAAACGGACGAUCCAAAGCAAAUAGGAAAAAAAAUUGGAAAAUGUAUAGAACGCUAUUAUGUAUACGAUCAAAGAACAUUAUCUCCUUUAACUACAGGUGAUAAAGUAAAACCUAGCAAAAAAGAUCUAACCUCAAAAAUUAAAAAUGUAUACGAUCAAAGAACAUUAUCUCCUUUAACUACAGGUGAUAAAGUAAAACCUAGCAAAGAAGAUCUAACCUCAAAAAUUAAAAAUAUUUUAAAUACUACCACAAAACAAACAAUGUUGAUUGAACCAGUACCAUUAAAGCGCAACACAAAUAAAAAGACAAUAAGAACAUACGUAAAAAGUGAUAAUUUAUCUAAUUUAAAACCAUCUAAUAAAAUUUUGUCUACAUAUGGGGUAAAAAAAGUAAAGAAACAUUUGGAUUCAAAUACUUUACCAAGUACUUCAAAUCAGCAUCCAACUGUUUCACCAUCAAUUAAUUUAUUACCUAUUUUAGAAACUGAGCCUACAUCCAAAAUUUUAAAUAUAUUAAAUAAGCAAGACGAUGAUAGAUCUAUUGUUAAAAAACAACAGCCUACUUUAGAAACUCAGCCAUCUACGUCUGGGAUUCAAAAUACCAAUGUUGGUUCAAAAACAACAUUAAAUCAGGAAGAAAGUGAUAUAUCUAGUCUUAGAUCUAUUAGAACUGUACCAAGUGUUUCUGGGCAGCCUACCUUAUCGUUUGGGAUUCAAGAUACAAAUUUGAGUCCAAAAACAAAAAUCUGUUCUACACCGAGUACUUUACAUCAGCAAGAUAGAUCUGUUAUUACCUAUUUUAUAAAACCAACUACAACCAGUGUUCCUUUGUCACAACCUAUAUUAAUUUCUCAACCAUCUACCCCUGUUACAAGCUCCCAAUUUCAAAAUACUCCACAAAUCUAUGACAUACCGUCCAGUUCGUCUUCGACAACUGAAACCUCAUCCAUAAUUCAAAAAGUUCCAAAUGAUUCAGAGAAGUUAACAUGUGAAGCAGCAACCUCGGUGUUUACUAGCAUGGAUGCUUAUCCCAUACAAUCGAUUGAAAAACAUAAUAACAAAGACGAUACUCAAGCAGUUUCCAGCAUUGACAAUAUUUGCGGUGCUAACGAAAACGACAAUGAAGUUCCUGAGGUGAGCGUAUCAGAAAAAAAUCAAAAUCAAUUUACCGUUCCCGUUAUUUCUGAAGUUACGAGUAUGGCGAUUGAUUCUAUAGAUCUGCUUGACGACGAUGAUGAUAAUAAUGCUAUGUCAACAAAACAAAGUUCAGAAAAUGAUAGUGAUAAUGGACUGGUUAUUGAUGACAAUAAUUACAUCAAUAAAAUGUCCAUUACUGAUAUUAAAAGUUUAGCAAACGAUAAUCCUACUUCUAAAGGUAAGAGUGCAAAUACAGAUAUUGAAGAACUAAUACAAGGACAAUCUGUUGAAAACACAAGUGCAGUUGAUGGUGCCGAUAAGAAUAAGAAAAUUGAAUCUCAAACUGCAACAUUCCCCAUGAAAUGUGAUUGUGGAAUAGUUAUUACUCAAUAUAAGGAUUGGACAAAGCAUUACAUGUUUAAUAAAUCGUGUUCCAUUGAAAACUGCGAUUAUAAAGCAUGUAAAGAAACUUUUCUUAAAUUACACUAUUUAAAACAUGACCGUCAUUAUUGCGAUUAUUGCGGAUCUUUGCACGAUAAUCGAAAUGUAUACCUGACCCAUGUAGCAGAAAAUCAUGUUUGCAAAGAGUGCCAAGGAAGAAUUAAAGGAGAUAAGGAAUUGCAUUUGUUAACUUGUUCCAAAUAUCUAAUCGAACAACAAAAUAAAAUGCAAGUUAAUAAAUUACAAAACAAUGAACUUGAACCUUUAACUACUAGAGAAACUGAUAAAACUAAAAAUGUUAUUGAAAAACAAUUAGAACCUAGUUUUAACAAAGAAGUAAAUACACCAACUAAGGAAAGCUCAAAAAAUGAAAGUUCUAAUUUGCAAGAUAAAGAAGAGAAUGUGAAUGAAGAGAAUGUAAAUGAAGAGAGUGGGAAUGAAGAGAAUGCGAAAGAAAAAGGUAAAAAGUGGAAAUUCCCUAUGAAAUGUGUAUGCGGUUUUUACAUAGCAAAAUAUAGAAAUUGGAGGAGACAUUACAAGCAAUGCACAGUUGAUGGAUGUAACGCUCUUCUCUGUAAGCCUGUUUUGCAAAAAAUACAUUAUCUUAAUGAACACAAUAUAUACUAUUGCUUUGUCUGUGAUUUAAAGUCAUAUAAUAGAAGUGCACAUUUACAACACAAUAUAACCGAACAUAUUUGCAAUAAGUGUAAAAGAUAUGUUGGAAAAAAAAUGGAAGAUCAUUUACCGGUUUGCAAGGCCAAACCUGAUAUAAAUUUAAAUACGAAACCAACAUCCGGUUCCGAGACAGAAAAUUAGGAUUAAGUUUAUGUUUGUUGUAACUAUAAACCAUUGUUUUAGUUUUGUUUUAGUUUCAAGUUAAUAUUACGCUUAUUAUAACCAACACACAAUUUUAUUAAACUUAUUUAGUUAUUCA
This is a messenger RNA of Brassicogethes aeneus, 3622 nucleotides long. The record is from the annotation of a GenBank genome assembly. NCBI's taxonomy places the organism in Eukaryota, Metazoa, Arthropoda, Insecta, Coleoptera, Nitidulidae.